Molecule: messenger RNA, 528 nt
Organism: Dentiscutata erythropus
Lineage: Eukaryota; Fungi; Glomeromycota; Glomeromycetes; Diversisporales; Gigasporaceae
Source: the annotation of a GenBank genome assembly
AUGAUUGGUCCUCAACACACCGCCUUAAUUGCUCGAUGGAUUGAUAAUGAAUCAGCUAUAAAACAAGGUGUACAAUAUCAUUUUUCACUCCUUUUUAGAGCAAGUCGUGACGGAUAUUCUAUAAACGCAUUAAAACAGAAAUGUGCUGAUAAAGGACCUGUUGUAAUUGUCUUAAAAGUUCGUGAAUCUGGGAAGUUAAUUGGAGGAUACAAUUCUAUUGGCUGGAAGACAGAAAAACUUGGAGUUGGGCAAGGAACAAAUGACAGUUUCGUAUUCACCUUAGGAGAUGGAAGAUCACCUGAUGGCGCUAAAAUAGCACGAGUGACAUCUGCAGCUGCAAUUGAUAAGGACGUUGAUGAUUUAGCAUGGCAUGGUCCGCGCUUUGGAAAAGGUCCAGAUCUGUGGGUCCGCAUGAACAGCGAUCAAAGUGGUGAAGCACGUAAAGAUACUUAUGAAUCUAGUAUUGUGGAUACCGAAGGCAGGUUUAGAUGGACUGAUUGCGAAAUAUUCUCAGUCGUAGAAAAAUGA